CAACACUAAGCUUGCACAAUGUCAUUAAAACCAAGAGUAGUAGAUUUUGAUGAGACAUGGAACAAACUCCUAACUACAAUCAAAGCAGUUGUCAUGUUGGAGUAUGUUGAGAGAGCAACGUGGAACGAUCGCUUCUCAGAUAUCUAUGCUUUAUGUGUGGCCUAUCCUGAACCGCUUGGAGAAAGACUUUAUACAGAAACAAAGAUUUUUUUGGAAAAUCACGUUCGACAUUUGCACAAGAGAGUUCUGGAGUCUGAAGAACAAGUCCUUGUCAUGUAUCAUAGGUAUUGGGAAGAAUACACAGAGCCCGGUGCAGACUAUUGCUUAAUCUAAAUUGACUGCUUGUAUAGGUAUCUCAACACCCAGUUUAUUAAAAAGAAUAAAUUGACUGAAGCUGACCUUCAGUAUGGCUAUGGUGGUGUAGAUAUGAAUGAACCACUUAUGGAAAUAGGAGAGCUAGCAUUGGAUAUGUGGAGGAAAUUGAUGGUUGAACCCCUUCAGACCAUACUUAUCCGCAUGCUGCUCCGAGAAAUCAAAAAUGAUCGUGGUGGAGAAGACCCAAACCAGAAAGUAAUCCAUGGGGUUAUUAACUCCUUUGUUCAUGUUGAACAGUAUAAGAAAAAAUUUCCCUUAAAGUUUUAUCAGGAAAUCUUUGAGUCUCCCUUUCUGACUGAAACAGGAGAGUAUUACAAACAAGAAGCUUCGAAUUUAUUGCAAGAAUCAAAUUGCUCACAGUAUAUGGAAAAGGUUCUAGGUAGAUUAAAAGAUGAAGAAAUUCGAUGUCGAAAAUAUUUGCAUCCCAGUUCAUAUACUAAAGUAAUUCAUGAAUGUCAACAACGAAUGGUAGCAGAUCACUUACAGUUCUUACAUGCAGAGUGUCAUAAUAUCAUUCGGCAAGAGAAGAAAAAUGACAUGGCAAACAUGUAUGUCUUACUCCGUGCUGUGUCCACUGGAUUACCUCACAUGAUUCAGGAGCUUCAAAAUCAUAUCCAUGAUGAGGGCCUUAGAGCAACCAGUAACCUUACUCAGGAAAAUAUGCCAACACUGUUUGUGGAGUCAGUUUUGGAAGUACAUGGCAAAUUUGUUCAGCUGAUCAACACUGUUUUGAAUGGUGAUCAGCAUUUUAUGAGUGCAUUGGAUAAGGCCCUGACAUCAGUUGUAAAUUACAGAGAGCCCAAGUCUGUUUGCAAAGCACCUGAACUGCUUGCUAAGUACUGUGACAACUUGCUAAAGAAGUCAGCCAAAGGGAUGACUGAGAAUGAAGUGGAAGACAAACUUACUAGCUUCAUUACUGUUUUCAAAUACAUUGAUGAUAAAGAUGUUUUUCAAAAGUUCUACGCAAGAAUGCUGGCCAAACGUUUAAUUCAUGGGUUAUCUAUGUCUAUGGACUCUGAAGAAGCCAUGAUCAAUAAAUUAAAGCAAGCCUGUGGUUAUGAGUUUACCAGCAAGCUACAUAGGAUGUAUACAGACAUGAGUGUCAGUGCCGAUCUCAACAAUAAGUUCAACAAUUUUAUUAGAAACCAAGAUACAGUAAUAGAUUUGGGAAUUAGUUUUCAAAUAUAUGUACUACAGGCUGGCGCGUGGCCUCUUACUCAGGCUCCUUCGUCUACAUUUGCAAUUCCCCAGGAGUUAGAAAAAAGUGUACAGAUGUUUGAAUUAUUUUAUAGCCAGCAUUUCAGUGGAAGGAAACUUACAUGGUUACAUUAUCUCUGUACAGGUGAAGUUAAAAUGAACUAUUUGGGCAAACCGUAUGUUGCUAUGGUUACGACAUACCAAAUGGCGGUUCUUCUUGCCUUUAACAACAGUGAAACUGUCAGCUACAAAGAGCUUCAAGACAGCACGCAGAUGAAUGAAAAGGAACUGACCAAAACAAUCAAAUCAUUACUUGAUGUGAAAAUGAUUAAUCACGACUCAGAAAAGGAAGACAUUGAUGCAGAGUCUUCAUUUUCGUUAAAUAUGAACUUCAGCAGUAAGAGAACAAAAUUUAAAAUUACUACAUCAAUGCAGAAAGAUACACCACAGGAAAUGGAGCAGACCAGAAGUGCUGUAGAUGAGGACCGUAAGAUGUAUCUCCAAGCUGCUAUAGUCCGUAUCAUGAAAGCACGGAAAGUGCUUCGGCACAAUGCCCUUAUUCAAGAGGUGAUUAGCCAAUCAAGAGCUAGGUUUAAUCCCAGUAUCAGCAUGAUUAAGAAAUGUAUUGAAGUUCUGAUAGACAAACAGUACAUUGAGCGCAGCCAAGCGUCCGCAGAUGAAUACAGUUACGUCGCGUGAAGCCACUCCUCCAGUGUGAUGUGAGAAGAUCGUUGCCAUCACCAUUGGUGUGCUCCUGUGGGAAAAAGCAGGCCUGUGCCUCCAUAAUUUGAUCAUUUGGCAGCCCCUGUUUUUCUGCUGUUUACAACAUCACCAGUGCCAUGUCGUGAGCGUCAAAGAAAAUGCCUAGAGAUAUUUCAAGCUCAUGUCAUUAUGACAUUUCUUAAAACUUUAAAGAAUGAGUGAAGUGUUACUGAAAUGUGGAAUUUGGCUGGGUACCAUGCUUUUUCUCCCCCUCACGUUUGCAGU
Castor canadensis (American beaver) is the source of this 2559-nucleotide messenger RNA. The record is from RefSeq and is a predicted model, not a curated record. NCBI's taxonomy places the organism in Eukaryota, Metazoa, Chordata, Mammalia, Rodentia, Castoridae.